This is a messenger RNA of Cydia fagiglandana, 2949 nucleotides long. RefSeq names its product transmembrane channel-like protein 7. Gene Ontology annotation, molecular function: mechanosensitive monoatomic ion channel activity. The transcript has 4 exons. The coding region runs from base 81 to 2324 and encodes 747 amino acids. Lineage: Eukaryota; Metazoa; Arthropoda; Insecta; Lepidoptera; Tortricidae. Gene Ontology annotation, cellular component: plasma membrane. The record is from RefSeq and is a predicted model, not a curated record.
AGUUCUACCAAGAAUUAUAUCCUGGGGCUGAACAAGAACUCUUCGAUAACCUUCAACGAGCCGAUGCGAACAAGCUAGCGAUGCUAUUGCCAUCUAAACAAGCCCGAACUACGACGGUGAAACGCGUGCGGUCUCAAAAUGAACGAAGACAAUCCACCUACGCGCGCACCACUCAGAGCCGGGACAUACAUCUGUCUAUGCUGCCGGACCUAUCAGAGAACCUGUCAAAUGAAGAACGAACAUGGGAGGAGAUCAUGCAAAUCAAGGCCAUGCCGGUGCCCAUGAGCCAAAAAAGGGACCUCAAGGCCAGGCUACAGAAUGCUACGAAACUCCGCCUUGUGGGCUUCGAGCAGCUCCAAUGGCGUCAAAGAAAAGUAUGGCAUCGCUUCCGCAUCCGGUUCACGGAAAUUAUGGGCAAACUGAAACUCUGGCAGUCCCCCAUGCGAGAGAUAGAGGGCAGCUUCGGCACUGGUGUAGUAUCAUACUUCCUAUUCCUACGCUGGCUACUAUUCCUAAACCUAGUAAUAUCACUAGUGGUAGUCACCUUCCUAAUAUUACCAAAAACUUUACUAGUCGAAGACGCUCAAGAGUGCAAUGAGAAUUUCCCUAACUCUACUGAAUGUUGCUCAGAAGCGUAUUUGGAAAAGAAUUUAACUGACAGUAAUAUUUUUUUCGAUGUAAUACAAGGCACUGGAUGGAUGGAAAGGACAUUCUUGUUCUACGGAGUGUAUAGCAACCAAAUAUAUACGUACUUCUUGGAGGGUUUGCUGGAUUCACGGAUGUAUUAUAACAUGCCACUGGCUUAUAUACUUGUACCUAUAUCUUGGGCGUUAUUGUCUUUGAUAGCUAUAGUAAAAACCGGGGCGAAAGGAUUCAAAGAGAGGCUAGUAGAGAGCGAGGGACAAUUCUACAUGUAUUGUAACCUGGUAUUUGGAGGAUGGGACUUCUGUAUACAUAAUGAUAAGUCAGCAAAAAUUAAACACAAGGCGAUAUACAACGAGGUCAAAGGAUGUCUUGAACAGGAGAGGUUUAAAGAGGAAAAGCAGCUUAGAAGCAGGGAAACUCAAAUACUGUUGCAUUUAAAACGAAUUUUCAUCAAUCUGGUCGUUUUUGCCAUAUUAAUAGCGUCAGGUAUACUUAUCUAUCUAACAUUUAACUAUACCAUUGAUAAACUCGGAGAGUUAUUAAGCGACUCGAAUUUGCCAUCGAAUUUUGAAGCGGCUAACGCAACGCAAGCCCAACCUAUAACCUUAAGAUUAUUCAGAGAAGGAUCAUAUUCCUUUAGCCAGCUGCAAACCACCUUACUCGAGUUCCUUCCAUACAUUUGCAUUGUCGCUUUGAACAUUAUUGUACCAGAAUUUUUCAGCUAUUUAAUCAAAUUUGAAGAUUAUACGCCGGCUAGCGUCAUAAUAGUAACAUUGCUCAGGACAGUACUGCUCAGACUAUCAUCCUUAGGCGUUCUUUUAAGCCAAAUAUAUCACAGAAUCACAGGGAAACACGGUGGAGUGUGUGCAUAUAACAACGAUGAUUCUCUGGCCUUAGAAUGUUGGGAGACAUACGUAGGUCAGCAACUAUACAAGUUGAUACUUACCGAUUUCGCGUUACAGUUCUUCACGACAUUCUUUAUAAAUCUGCCUAGAGCUUUCAUAGCACGGCAUACUGUUAGUCGUUGCUUUAAAAUCAUUGGCGAACAAGACUUUUAUCUACCUAAACAUGUCUUGGACAUAGUUUACACACAAACUAUCAUCUGGAUGGGUACUUUCUUUUGUCCAUUUCUACCUAUAAUCGGCACUGUGUUCUACUUUAUAAUAUUCUACGUGAAGAAAUUCACUUGCUUAGUGAAUUGCACGCCUUCGCCAGUCGUGUAUAAAGCGUCUAAAUCUAAAAGUCUCUUCAUGUCAGUGCUGCUACUAGGUUUCGUUGUGUCCAUCGUUCCAGUAGCUUAUUCUAUCGCUGAGAUAUAUCCUUCAGUCAACUGUGGGCCUUAUAGAGGUUUGACAACUGUGUGGUCAUUCGCUGUAAGUACUUUCGUAAACUUACCGCCCGCUAUACGAGCAUUCGUGUUUUUCAUAGGAACGUCAACUUUCGCGAUUCCAGCGUUCGCUGUUAUGCUUUUCGCUUUAUACUACUAUUGGGCUGUAGCGGCAGCGAAUAGGCAUAUGGUGGUUGUUUUAAAGAAUCAAUUAGUCUUAGAAGGACAUGAUAAGCAAUUCUUGCUGAACAGAUUGAGCGCUUUCAUAAGACAGCAUCAGAAAAGGUGUGAGAGGAGGAAUAGAGCCAGUUUCGCAGACGAUGAUUCGUCUAUUAGGCAGAGCUCUAGGUAGUCUGGUUUAUAAGCAAUGUUAGGAAUUAUUGUACAGUGCUGUCGGUGCAAAAAGAUCUACACACGAUUGUGUCAGAGUCCGUCUAAGCUUAAUUUGCACCUACUCGAAAAGAACAAAGUAAGGGGAGUGUCAUAUUCAGACAUCGUAAAUAUUAUAGCAUUUUUGGUGCAGCAGAGUGGUGUUAACGGAACUGGUAUAGACAAUUCCAAUUGAUAUGGUAAAUUAACGUAAUGGUAAUAUUAACGUAAUUAACGCUUAUUAAUCAUUAGGGUUGAAAUUGUUUAUACCAAUUCCGUUAACACCAUUCCGCUGCACCGAAAAUGCUAUUAAAUUUACAAUGUCUGGUCAUAUUAUACGUCAUAUUUUCAAAAUAUUACAUUAAUAAUGACAUUAUCACACUUUAUCAUUCAAAAUGCGAUGCUUAGUUAGCUUGGUCCGAUUUUAUCGAAAAGUGAAGUGUAAAUUACGUUAAUUAUCUUAGUGUUUACAUCAAGAUUUCUUGUAUACACUUUAAAAGUAUUACGAAGGCAUGAAUGAUUUGAUGAAUUAUAUCACAUGGUAAACUUUUGCAUUGCUAAAUAUAAAAUAAAAGGUACCUAAGCAAACACGUAUAAAUAAAAUACAU